AUGUCGGCAACUCCUGUAAAAGAGCAAGAUCUUGCUCAAAUAUCAAAUUUUUUGCAAUCAAAUUGGACAAAAGUAAUUAAUUUAGAUCCAAAUACUGCUACAAAUCAAUCAAACUCUCAGCAGACAACAGCUACAAAACAACCAGUAACAAAUAAGAGAUCGAAAAGCACAAGUAGUGAUUCAUCAGAUGAUGAUGAGGAAACGAAUAAAAAACAAAUAAACUCUUCAUUUAAAGGUCAACCAAUAAAACCUAACCUUUCUGUCACAAAGCAAAACGCCAUAUCACAGCAACAACAACGACAGAUAAAGACUACAGUCAGUACGUCGAGUGAUGAUUCGUCUUCUGAUGAUGCGAAGAAGAAAGCAGCAAAAAAAGUGCCUACACCUCUAGUGAAUAAAACGCCAAUAGGGCAAGCUCAAACUAAACCACAACAAUCGUCAUUGGCAAAAAAACCGAAAUCGAGUUCAGAUGAUUCGUCGAGUGAUGAAGAUGAAAAGAAAAAGAAACAAUCACCUCAAAAAGUGAUACCAGCUACUUCAGCUGCUUCGAAAACUGUGUUACCAACCAAACAGUUGAAGAAAGAAAGUGACGAUUCUUCGAGCGAUGAUUCAGAUGACGAAGCAGCAAAGAAUAAAAACAAGUCACUGAAUAAAUCAGUGGCACCAGCUCGACAGCAGCAAACAAAGCCUGCUGUCAUUGCCAAAAAGUCGGUAUCAAGUAGUAGUAGUGACGAUUCGUCGAGUGAUGAUAAAAAUAAGAAAGUUCAACCUACAACAGUAAAAUUAACUGCUGCAGCUCCCGUUCAAAGAAAACAAAUUCCGACUAGAUCAUCGAUAAAUUUAGGUGGUAAGAAGAGUAGCAGUAGCGAUGACUCGUCAGAAGAGGACACAAAAAGUAAAAAUGCCAAACAACAAAAAACUGCAGAAAUCGCUGGAUAUAAACCACCAGCAACAGCGAUAACUUUGAAGACAAAACCGACACUAACACCACAGUUGAACAAUAAGAAAAAACCCGAAACGAGUGAUAGUAGUGAAGAUUCAACGACCAGCGAAGACGAAAAGAAACAACAACAACCACAGCAAAAGUCGAUUCCAGCCGCUUCAUCUGUGUCAAAAUCAGUUUUGCCAACAAAACAAACGAAAAAGGAUGAUUCAAGCGAUGAUUCGUCAGAUGACGCAACUGUCAAAAAUAAAAAUAAAUUACUCAAUAAAUCAUUGCCGUCAGUUCAGAAACAACAGCAAGAAAAAGCUGUUAAACCUGCUACCAUCAAAACAUCGAAACCAAGCAGUAGCGAGAGUGAUUCAUCCGAUGACGACAAAAAGGCAAAAGCAGUAACGGCAAGUCAAAUGAAUAAACAAACCCCUCUUCAAACAAAACAACUGUUAAACAAAUCAGGAGCAAAACAAAUAAGUAGCAGCAGUGAUAGUUCAUCGUCAGAUGAAGAUAGCAAAGGAAAAAAUAAGGCGCAAAAAACGACGAAUGAUAAAAAACCAGGGGGAAAAACUUUUGCAUCGUCGACUCCUAUCAUAAAACCGUCUGUUAUUCAACAACAACAACAACGACAGAUAAAGACUACAGUCAGUACGUCGAGUGAUGAUUCGUCUUCUGAUGAUGCGAAGAAGAAAGCAGCAAAAAAAGUGCCUACACCUCUAGUGAAUAAAACGCCAAUAGGGCAAGCUCAAACUAAACCACAACAAUCGUCAUUGGCAAAAAAACCGAAAUCGAGUUCAGAUGAUUCGUCGAGUGAUGAAGAUGAAAAGAAAAAGAAACAAUCACCUCAAAAAGUGAUACCAGCUACUUCAGCUGCUUCGAAAACUGUGUUACCAACCAAACAGUUGAAGAAAGAAAGUGACGAUUCUUCGAGCGAUGAUUCAGAUGACGAAGCAGCAAAGAAUAAAAACAAGUCACUGAAUAAAUCAGUGGCACCAGCUCGACAGCAGCAAACAAAGCCUGCUGUCAUUGCCAAAAAGUCGGUAUCAAGUAGUAGUAGUGACGAUUCGUCGAGUGAUGAUAAAAAUAAGAACGUUCAACCUACAACAGCAAAAUCAACUGCAACAGCUCCCGUUCAAAGAAAACAAAUUCCGACUAGAUCAUCGAUUAAUAUAUUUUCAGACUCUGCACUCCAAGCACGUCUAUUACAACGUGGAAUUUUAAAUGCGUCAAAUAUAAAUGGUAUGGUAAGAAUGUUUCCUAUUACACAUGACAGUAAAUUGCGAAUUGUAGGAAAUUUAGAAUCUGAUGUUGGCAACGAUCAUUCUGACGUUCAAGAAGAAGUAAUAGCUGAAAGCUAUGACGAACGUGAAGAACACAAUGCUAAGCAUGAUGAAAGUGUUGAUUCUGGAAUUGCAUUGGAAGAAUGCAUUAACUGCCCGAACAGAAGCAAUCCUUAUCAUGAAUGUGUUGAUUAUUGUAAAAAAAGAUAUGGAUUCAAACGAUACACGCCUGAUCCCGAAACUGAUAGACGACGACGAAAAAUGUUGAAAAGAUAUCCCUUAUCAGAAAACUGGAGAGAAGUUCCUGAUGCUAGCACGGAUAGAUGUUAUUAUUGGAAUACCGAAACAGAUGAAGUUUCUUGGUUACCUCCGGAUCAUCCACGAUCAUUUAUUACAGUAUCAGCGAUUAAAAUAAAACGAAAAGAAUGUGAAACUAAAUCGCUGGAAUCAAGUCGUUCGAAGAAGAAAAUGACAGUUGAGGAUGCAUUUGGUGAUGAGACGGAUUCAGAAGAAGAAGAGAUGAAUUCGGCUUUGAAAUUAAAACGAAAAGUUGCCGGAAAGCUACUUAAUUAUGAUCGUGAUCCAAUGGAUCCAUCAUCAUAUUCUGAUAUACCAACUGGUACAUGGGCUGCUGGUCUUGUUGUUAAAGGAAAAGCAAAAACGGGUGUUGAUGAAACAGCAGCAGGUCCUCUAUUUCAAAUGCGACCCUAUCCAAGUCCAGGCGCUGUUCUUAAGCUAAAUGCUGAAUCUGUAAAACCAACCAAGAAGAAAAAAUUAGUGAAUAAUUGA
Molecule: messenger RNA, 3003 nt
Organism: Didymodactylos carnosus
Lineage: Eukaryota; Metazoa; Rotifera; Eurotatoria; Philodinida; Philodinidae
Source: the annotation of a GenBank genome assembly